UUUCAUGGUGACGGGCUUGCAGGAUAUCGACAAAUGCCGUCAGCAACUUCACGAUAUCAGCGUGCCCUUGGAAGUUUUUGAAUACAUAGACCAAGGCCGCAAUCCUCAGCUUUACACUAAAGAGUGUCUGGAGCGAGCUUUGGCUAAAAAUGAGCAAGUAAAAGGAAAAAUUGACACCAUGAAGAAAUUUAAAAGUCUGUUAAUUCAAGAACUGACAAAGGUGUUCCCAGAAGAUAUGGCAAAGUACAAAGCUAUUCGAGGAGAAGAUCCUCCUCCUUAAGUUGGCCUUUGAUAGCUCUAAAAAUGUCAAUUCCAUAAACUGACACCACUCUAUAAAAACAUUGAUUGGAGAGAGGGGGAAUCCAAGCCUUCAUAGCAACUGUACUAAAAAUGGCAGCGAUGGACUGUAAAGGAGCUUGAUGAUUGCUGAUGGUCCUGGUCUGAAGCUACUGAAUCUUCCUGAAGACUUUUUUACUCAAAGGUUGCAGUUGAAAAUUCCUGUGGUGAUCUAUUAUUCUUUCUUGAAAAGUUUUGCAGAUAAAAUUGCCUGCAGGUCAUCGGUACACAGCAUUUCCCACAAAGUGCAUUUCCAGAGCAGAAAAUCAUGUUUUUUGUCUUCUGAAAAGUGUGCUCCAGGACUGUGGGCUCAUCUGUUUUUAAGAGAAAUGUAUUUAUUGUACUCGAUCAUUUUUUCAUUUGUAAACUUUUUUUUUAUUACAGUACAAACAAUUGACUGCUUUCAUCUUGCCAAAUUCUACUGAACAGGAGCCUGUCAAGGGCUGCAGGUCUUAUGUGUCAUAAUGAAUUGCAGCCAAGAAAACCUUCAGAUAUGUUUGUUUUGCUCUAUGAGCUGCAGUGCAGAUGGCUGAGGAUAUAGCAAGUGAGCGUGUUCGGGGACUAGCUCCUCAACAAUGUUAAUAUUCUGUAUAGUAUUUAAUGUAAGCUUUUGUUUAAUUCUGUUCAUUUUCUGUAAGCACGUUGUUGAAUAAAAACUUGAAAGAAAUUUAAAUGC
Messenger RNA from Aptenodytes forsteri (emperor penguin), 1012 nucleotides. It is a transcript of the gene MED10, whose product is annotated as mediator complex subunit 10. Gene Ontology annotation, biological process: positive regulation of transcription by RNA polymerase II. Gene Ontology annotation, molecular function: transcription coregulator activity. Gene Ontology annotation, cellular component: mediator complex; chromatin. The record is from RefSeq and is a predicted model, not a curated record. Lineage: Eukaryota; Metazoa; Chordata; Aves; Sphenisciformes; Spheniscidae. The transcript is spliced from 3 exons. Bases 5 to 280 code for a protein of 91 amino acids.